Molecule: messenger RNA, 2261 nt
Organism: Exaiptasia diaphana
Lineage: Eukaryota; Metazoa; Cnidaria; Anthozoa; Actiniaria; Aiptasiidae
Product: alkylated DNA repair protein alkB homolog 8
Exons: 6
Coding region: 93-2150 (685 amino acids)
Biological process (GO): tRNA wobble uridine modification
Cellular component (GO): nucleus; cytoplasm
Molecular function (GO): tRNA binding; S-adenosylmethionine-dependent methyltransferase activity
Source: RefSeq, a predicted model, not a curated record
CCCAUCAAAAGUGCAAAUUGUUUACUAGUGCUAUUGUACAGCGGUAUUUCUUAGACGCAGCCAGAGGACUAAGUACUAGUUUGAAAUCCAAGAUGGCGGCCAGAAACAGUGUUAAAUUGUUGGGAGAAAAACUGACAAAAUCAGAGAAAAGAGCCCUCCGUAAACAAAGAUGUAAAAUGCAUUCUUUCGAGAGACAUAAUACAGAACUCGAGGUGUCCAAAGAACCGACCCCGCACAUAUUGGUUGGAAAUGGUGGCUUGAUGAAUGGGAUCGAUCGUAAUUUGAUUGUGAAGUUGUUCAAAAUGUUUGGAAUGGUUGAACAAGUAAUCAUGGUACCUCAGCAAUCUUAUUCUUUUGUAACUUUCACUAACAUCAACGAUGCGAAGAAGGCGAUGGAUAGUAUCAAUGGAAGAAAGCUUGAUUCGACUUUGGAGCUCGGUAAAACGGGUGUAAUUUUCUAUUUGUAUUACCUGAUUCAAGUUCCUGACGAAGUCAUAAAAACAACUCACAGUAGACCCCCAGGACUGGUAUUAGUUGAAAAUUUUAUUACUGAGGAAGAGGAAAAAAAGUUAUUGGACAAGUUUAGUUUGGAUGAUGAAGAGGAUGCAAGUCAAACUGAAAAUGAUUCAGAGAUAGUUCAAAAACAACUGAAGCACAGAAAGGUCAAACAUUUUGGUUAUGAGUUUCUGUAUGGAACAAAUAACAUUGACACAUCCAAACCACUGCCAGGUGGGAUUCCUGAGGUUUGUCAUGGUAUCUUACAACAUAUGUUAACAGAAGGAUAUAUCCAGGAAAUACCAGACCAAUUAACUGUUAAUCAAUAUAAUCCUGGACAAGGCAUACCUCCUCACAUAGAUACUCAUUCUGCUUUUGAGGAUGGCAUUGUUUCACUUAGUCUUGGUGCCAAGAUAACUAUGGAGUUUCGUCAUCCAGAUCAGAGGCAUGUUUCUGUUCUUCUGCCUCAAAGAAGUUUGUUGGUAAUGACUGGUGAAAGUAGAUAUGAGUGGACUCAUGGGAUAACACCACGUAGAUAUGACAUUAUCAACGAAAAUCAAAGAAAACAUGGUAAACAAAGGCGACCUUCAGACGGCGAAGAUAAUGACCUUGUAUCAGCUGGUGUUACUCAGUACGAGCGAGAAACGAGAAUAUCUUUAACGUUUCGUAAAAUAAAACAAACCCCUUGCAAGUGUAAUUUUCCUAAACAGUGCGACUCCCAAAACUACAACUCUUCGCCAGACUCGAAUUCUUACACACUCCCUGCAACACAACACGAUGCUCAGAGACUGGAAGCAACUCACGUUCACGAGGUUUAUGAGAAAAUUGCCGAGCAUUUCAGUGACACUCGCCACUCACCAUGGCCGAAGAUUGCCAGCUUUUUACGUGAUCUGCCAAUGGGCAGUUUAGUGGCUGAUGUUGGCUGCGGAAAUGGAAAAUACCUUGGAAUCAAUGAUAAUAUAUUCAAGAUGGGAUCAGAUAGAAGCUUUAAUCUUACAUCAAUUGCAAAAGAAAGAGGGCAUUCGAUUAUUGUCUGUGACAUAUUACAACUCCCUUACAGGUCUAAAGUGUUUGAUGUAUGCAUGUGCAUUGCUGUUCUUCAUCACUUAUCUACGACCGAGCGUCGACUGGAGGGUCUGAGAGAACUGGUGAGAAUUGUACGACCAGGGGGGCUGGUUUUAGUGUACGUUUGGGCACUGGAACAAAAUCUUGAAAAAAUCAAGAAAAACGAGUUAAAAGAAUUGGAAUUUAGUGAAGCUAAACAGCAAGGAGCUAGCAAUAACAAUGCUGCUGUCCCGUCAUCUUCACAUUUAUUCGACUCAAGGAUUGAAAGUAAAACUUGCGACGAAUCUUCCUCUAAAACCCGCAACGUUCAAGUCAACUUGAAGAGAGAAGUUUUUGAGCAGCAAGAUUUGUUUGUUCCUUGGAAAUACAGAGGCGACAAACAAGACAAACGGUGCAAAAAUCCUGAAGAAAGUAACAAUACUAGCGACCCUGCUUUAACCGGUAGUAAUGUGUAUCAUCGGUUUUACCACGUGUUCAAAGAGGGCGAACUGUUAGAAUUAUGCAGUCGUCUUGACGAUGUUGUUGUAAGAGAGCUGUAUUAUGACAGGGGAAACUGGUGCGUGUUAUUGGAGACUAAAGAUGAGAAAUAGGAAAUCACACAUGAGUAUGUUUUAGAAGUAUAACUGAUUUGUGACGUUUUAGGCGUUCCAGCAAUUGUUAACAUCCAUUACACACGUCAAAAAAUAAACUUCUGAAAUUUA